Aspergillus sclerotioniger CBS 115572 is the source of this 1849-nucleotide messenger RNA. RefSeq names its product WD domain protein. The transcript is spliced from 3 exons. Gene Ontology annotation, biological process: regulation of DNA damage checkpoint. Gene Ontology annotation, molecular function: protein binding; DNA binding. The record is from RefSeq and is a predicted model, not a curated record. Lineage: Eukaryota; Fungi; Ascomycota; Eurotiomycetes; Eurotiales; Aspergillaceae. Bases 76 to 1665 code for a protein of 529 amino acids. Gene Ontology annotation, cellular component: nucleus.
CGACUACCAUUCGCAACCCCAGCAAUCCCUAGUGCGCAGAUAUUCCCUCAGCGGAGGAGCGAACAACCGCCCAAGAUGGUUAAAGAAGAAAUCUCCGAGUUCGAAAAGCAGCGGCUAGCCAACAUCGCUGAACGCGAUGCGCUCCUCAAAAAGCUCACCAUGGAGGCGCAGUCUUCCGGGCUGUUCCCGCCCAAGAUGCCCAAACCGGCUGCAAAGGAUCAAUCUCGGUCUAAGAAAAGGGCGCCCGUGAAGAAAGUCAAGGAGGAGACUCCGCAGCCGCGCCGCGUUUCGUCCCGUCUGAGGGGUAUCGCAGCGGAGAGCGAGGUUGCGAAGCGCAAAGCGGAGGAGGAAAACGAGGCACUGCAGGCAGCGGAGCGCGCAAAGCGUGUCCGCAAGUCAGAUAACUUCUCAUUCAAUGAGAUGGUGGUAUAUGGACAGAAGCUGUCAGGGGAUAGUCUGAUCGGGGUGGACGUGGUUACGAAGGGCGUUGCGAUCCCGUACCAGCGAACAUUCGGCGACGACGAUAUCCAAAAGACGACGGACAAAGAUCUAAAGGCGCUGAGGAAGGAAAUGAACGGAUUGAAACUCUGGGAAGCAUGGGAACCCAAUCGCAUCAAACUCACUCCCGAACGAAUCUACUCCAUGACCUUCCACCCCACCGAAUCCAAACCACUCAUCUUCGCCGGCGACAAACUAGGCCACCUGGGUAUCCUCGAUGCCUCACAAGAGAACCCCGCCUCAAUCAAGCAGGAAGCAGACGACGACGAAGACGAAGACGACGACCCAGACCCGGUCCUCACGACCGUGAAACCACACACGCGCACAAUCAGCGCCAUGCACAUCCACCCCUCGAAACCCACCACACUCUACACAGCCAGCUACGACAGCUCCAUCCGCGCCAUGGACCUAGAGAAAUCCACCAGCGCAGAGCAAUACGCACCGGAAUCCACCUCCUCCGACGAGCCCAUCUCCGGAAUCGACAUGGCACUCGACGACCCUAACGUGCUCUACUGGACCACACUAGACGGCGAAUUUGGCCGUCACGACAUCCGCACGAAGCAACAACACACCGUCGCAACCUGGCAGCUCUCCGAGAAAAAGAUCGGCGGGUUCUCCCUCUACCCCACACAACCACACUACUUCGCAACCGCGAGUCUAGACCGCUCAAUGCGCCUCUGGGACCUGCGCAUGCUCCAGAAGGACAAGACCAAAGACAACACCCCAGUCCCAGUCGGUGAACACUACAGCCGAUUAUCCGUAUCGCACGCCGCCUUCAACAGCGCCGGACAAAUCGCGACGUCAUCUUACGACGAUACGCUCAAGAUCUACGAUCUAAAAGCAAAGGGCCUCUCAUCCUGGGAUAGUGGGCAUACACUCUCCGAGGACGAGCUAGGACCGGAUACUAUCGUGCGGCAUAACUGCCAGACAGGAAGAUGGGUUACUAUUCUCCGUCCCCAAUGGCAACAAAACCCGCAAUCACACAUUCAGCGAUUCUGCAUCGGAAAUAUGAACCGGUUCGUAGAUAUCUACAGUGGAUCAGGGGAUCAACUGGCGCAGUUAGGCGGGGAUGGGAUCACGGCAGUACCGGCCGUGGCUGUUUUCCAUCGGAGUAAGAAUUGGGUUGCGGGGGGCACGGCGAGUGGGAAGAUUUGUUUAUGGAUGUGAUAUUAAUUCGUCAUAUUGGUUUGACUGUUGAGCGGGUGUAUAAUUAUCUAUGUAUCUUUUUUUGUAUGGGAUGGGAUGUUGGAAUAGUGGCAUAGGAUAGAAAGAGGAAUGGUCUAAGGUGGAGUACUCAUUCAUCUAUGCCCAGAGAAAAGGUAGACGCUAUUUACACAUGAAUCACAAUCGU